Messenger RNA from Sporisorium graminicola, 4695 nucleotides. RefSeq lists its product as uncharacterized. Gene Ontology annotation, biological process: regulation of DNA-templated transcription; phosphorylation; phosphorelay signal transduction system. NCBI's taxonomy places the organism in Eukaryota, Fungi, Basidiomycota, Ustilaginomycetes, Ustilaginales, Ustilaginaceae. The record is from RefSeq and is a predicted model, not a curated record. The transcript has a single exon. Gene Ontology annotation, molecular function: protein binding; phosphorelay sensor kinase activity. Bases 1 to 4695 code for a protein of 1564 amino acids.
AUGUCGUCACCACCCAGCAGCACCGCGUCUACAGCGCCCCCCGGAGCCGGCUCGUCUCGCACGCCCGCUGCCUCGGCAGCUGCGGCUCUCCAUACGACUCCAUCUUCCACACGCUCUCCUACCGUCUCGCAACCAUUCAUCUAUCCUAUGCGAUCCGCCGUCAGUCUCAAACAGCCCAACCGUGAUGCCUCGACAUCACAGCCGCCAGACUCGACAACGGUUGUUCCCCCCACCUCCACUGCAUCACGGCCCACCUCGGCAGACGGGUCCAAACCACCCGACUCCGAACCUGCCAACAUCGACGAAGGCCGCAAUCGUCCCAAAGAUGUAGACAAGGACGCCGAUCGCGCCAUGGGAGAAAUGAAGGUUCCAGGCGACGAACAAAAGGACCUCCGUGAUCACCUUGAAGAGCUCACCACCACCCGCUUCGAGUACGUCAAGACCAACGAUGGUCACAUGAUCCUCACAGGCAGAGGCGGCAAGUUGGCGCGGUGCGAGGACGAGCCCAUCCACAUUCCAGGCGCUGUCCAGUCCUUUGGAUGUAUGGUCGUCGUUCGUAUCUCGCCAGAAGGCGAAAUGGCGGUGCGUCAGGUCUCGGAGAACGUCGCCGACAUCCUAGGCGCCUCUCCCUCCUACCUCUUCAGUCUUCCCACCUUCCUCGACCUCCUCGAUGAAGAAAAUGCCGACUUGCUGUGGGACAACAUCGACUCGCUCGACCAGUCCAGUCAGGAUCUCGCAGAGUCCGGCCCCACUGUCUUUCAGUUGCGCGGUUACAACAUGGCCAGCUAUGACGAGCGCGUGACUCAGGCCACUCAGCGCACAAGGUGGAGCACUUGGUGCGGAGCCCACAUCCCAGAUCGCAGAAAUGACGGCCCCGGCGAGCUCACUGUCAUCCUCGAAUUCGAACUCGUCAUCGACGAGGCCAACCCAAUCUCCACCUUUUCGCCACCCACCACACCGCAAGAAGAGCGCUCACGCGCGACCACCGGCGGUCCCGGUCUUGGUCUUGCUGCCGGUCACCAACGUUCAUCCCAUAGCAAGGGCGCGAGUUCGGGCGCCGAAUCCCCCUCCAUCAGCAUAGGAACCGUCCACUCGGUGGACAACAGCUCAUCGAUGCGCGAUCCGCGUGCGGGCCUCGAUGGCCUCGCCUACACACCCUCCGCAGAGGAGCUGCGCGAAUCGACAGAAGCAUCCCACAAACCGCUCAAGGCGCUCUCUCGCAUGCGACGCAACGCCGGCAUCAAGCAACAGACGCGCAGUCGUCGGCCUGCUGUGCUCCCAAGUACAGGCGGAGGCGACGGCACCGGAGGCAUGCUCGACAUGUUUGGCAUCCUCAGUCAGGUCAACGACCAGCUUGCAGCCCAGAAGGAUCUGAACGAGCUCCUCAAAGUGCUCGUCGGCAUCGUGCGUGACAUUACUCUCUUCAGCCGUGUCAUGAUCUACCAAUUCGACGAAGCCUGGAAUGGCCAGGUCGUCUGCGAGCUCGUCGAUUGGAACGAUUCGCACGAUCUGUACCGCGGUCUCCACUUUCCCGCAACCGACAUACCCGCCCAGGCACGCGCACUCUACAAGAUCAACAAAGUGCGUCUCCUCUACGACCGCGACCAGCCCACCGCACGCAUGGUUUGUCGCGAUCAGGCCGAUCUCGAUUUCCCCGUCGACAUGACCCACGCCUUCAUCCGCGCCAUGUCGCCCAUUCACAUUAAGUAUCUCGGCAACAUGGGCGUGCGCUCCUCCAUGUCUGUGUCCAUCACAGCCUUUGGCGAGCUGUGGGGUCUCAUCUCGCUCCACAAUUACGGUGCACAUGGCAAGCGUGUGUCGUUCCCCAUCCGUCAGCUCAUGCGCCUCAUUGGCGAAUCGGUCUCGAGUAACAUCGAACGUCUCAGCUACACACGCAGAUUGUCGGCUCGCAAGCUCAUCAACACCUUGCCAACUGACCAGAACCCAAGUGGCUACAUCAUCUCUAACGCCGAGGAUCUGCUCACCCUCUUUGAUGCCGAUUACGGCGUUAUUGCCAUCGGAAACGAGGCCAAGAUCCUCGGCCCGCUCAAUGCCAGCCAAGAAGUGCUAGCUGUCACCGAGUAUCUGAGGCUCAAAAAGUUUGAGCAUCUCGUCACAUCGCAGGAUGUGCGGCGCGACUUUCCCGACAUGUUCCUGUCUACGGGCCUACAUGUCAUUGCCGGUCUGUUGCUAGUACCCUUGUCCGGCAGUGGUGUCGACUUUAUUGCCUUCCUGCGCAAAGCCCAGCUGCGCCACGUCAACUGGGCCGGCAAGCCGUUCAAGGAGAACAAGCAGGGUGCGGCGGCGCUCGAACCACGCAAGUCUUUCAAAGUCUGGUCCGAAACUGUCGAGGGUACGUGCCGUGCAUGGAAGGACGAGGAGCUCGAGACGGCCUCUGUGCUCUGCCUCGUGUAUGGAAAAUUCAUCUCGGUGUGGCGUCAACGCGAGCAGGCGUUGCACUACAACCAACUCAACCGCCUCUUACUCUCGAACGCGAGCCACGAGGUGCGUACGCCACUCAACCACAUCAUCAACUACCUCGAGCUGGCGCUCGACAGCAGGCUGGAUGAAGACACGCGCGAAAACCUCAGCAAGUCGCAUCUCGCCUCCAAGAGUCUGCUCUUUGUCAUCAACGACUUGCUCGACCUCACCAAGCAAGAAAUUGGUAACGAGCUCUUUCUGCAGGAGCCAUUCGAUCUCGCGGCCACCGUGCGCGAGGCGGUCGAGAUGCACGAAUGGGAGGCCAAACGACGCAAGAUCGACUUCUCCGUCACUACGGAUCCCGAAGUGUGUCUGGUGCUCGGCGACAAGAACCGCGUGCGUCAGGUCAUCACCAACACCGUCACCAACUCGGUCAAAUACACCAGCGAGGGUCAGAUCAAGGUCUCAAUGCGCAGACGCACCGAAGACGAACGUGAGGCCGAAUUGCCACCUGGCUGUGACAUGGAGGUCGAGCUCGUCGUGAGCGACACGGGCGAAGGCAUUCCGCAGGAGAAGCUCGAGGUCAUCUUUCGAGAGUUUGAGCAGGUCGAAUCGGUCAUCGCUCAGCCAGGGCGUCAGGAUCAAUCGGAUGUUGAAGGAAGCGAGGCAAGCGUUGUGCGCACCGAACAAUCCGACAGCGGCCUUGGUCUUGGUCUCGCCAUCGUGGCCCGCGUCGUCAAGAAUCUGGGCGGACAGCUACGCGUUGAUUCGCUCGUUGGCGAGGGAACCACGUUCACCUACUACAUUCCCUUUUGCUCCUCCGAAAGCACUACGCCCACCGAGGUGCCUCCUGUCACCAUCGGCGGAGGUAGCGGCAAACAAAGCAGUGACACGAUCUCCAUGCGACGGUCCAAUUCUAUUGGCAGCGGCAGCGCCAGCUCGGCAGGCAGGAGCGAGAUUGACUCACUCGUCGAGGCCAUUCAAAAGCCCAUCCUGCGUGAUCAGAGCAUCGAAGAUGUCACACAGCAGAGACGCACGGCCGAGGGUCUUUCGCCUGGCCUCGGUGGCGUUCCGAGAAAUGUCUCGGCCUUGAGCUCUCAGAACCGACCUGGCAUGCCAGCGAACCGCACUCGCUCGUUUGACAGCGGUUCGCACCCCGUCGAAGGAAGCGGCGUUCCUGUGCGUUCGGUCAAGAUUCAGCCUCAGGCGCUCGAUGCUAACGACCGCGCGGGUCGCCGAGCUCCCAAUCAUUCUGCUUUCAUGUCGAGAGCUACAACGAAUGCAAGACCCGCCAGAAGCAACAUGAGCGACGCGCAAUCGUUCAAGGCCGAGGUGGAGCACCGUGCACGCGAGAAUGUUCCGCACCUCACCCAAGGAGCCCUGCCCACCCACGCUCGACAUUCGCGAUCGGACUCGGCUAACGAUUUACCCGCCCCUCCUCGUACCGUCGAUGCCGCUCGGAGCGGUCUCGACGUGCCUUCGCCCGACGCAGACUCGCCAGGGUCGGAAGACGCGAACGCAUCAAAUCGCGCAAACGAGCGCCGUUCGUCGUCGUCGUCAAAUGCUGCCAAGCGUCGCAUGGCGGUCAUGCGUGGCUUGCACAAGUCUCCGAGCGCUCGCUCCGAGAGGAUUGCUCCGCUGCGCGUGCUUGUGGUCGAGGACGAUCCCAUCAACCGCAUGAUCCUCAAGAAGCGACUGGGUCUUGAUGGGCAUACGACGCUACUGGCGGUCAACGGCGAGGAAGGCGUGCGGCAGUUUGAGCAGGACGCCAAGGAGAUCGAUGUGAUCCUCAUGGAUCUGCAGAUGCCAAUCUGUAACGGCCAGGAAGCGUGCAUCCGUAUCCGCGAGCUCGAGAAAAAGUGGGCCGAGGGCGGCGAGCAAGCGGAUCGCCCGGCUGCACAGGUGCUCAACGGUCGAGUGCCUAUUCUGGCCGUGUCUGCGACACUGGUGCCGCAGAUGCGCCAAGAGAUGGUCGAGAUCGGCAUGGAUGGGUGGAUCCUAAAGCCGAUCGACUUCGCCCGCCUGGGUGCGCUGCUCAAGGGUCUGUUGCAUCCCGAGGACCGCGUCGCCAACCACUGGAAGCAAGGCUACGUUUGGGAAAAGGGCGGUUGGCUCUCAGAACCAGCGCAGCGUUCGGUCCCGGUUAUCGCCUCUUCCAUCGCAGCGAACAAUGACGGUGCAAGCAUGGCCACGCAGAACAACAUUGCCAACACCAACUCUUCUUCGAAUCAGUCUGCGCUGCCAAGCCAGCCUAUCAGUUCUCCGAGCGCCUAG